Molecule: messenger RNA, 2226 nt
Organism: Paecilomyces variotii
Lineage: Eukaryota; Fungi; Ascomycota; Eurotiomycetes; Eurotiales; Thermoascaceae
Exons: 4
Coding region: 241-1932 (563 amino acids)
Biological process (GO): asparaginyl-tRNA aminoacylation
Cellular component (GO): cytoplasm
Molecular function (GO): ATP binding; asparagine-tRNA ligase activity
Source: RefSeq, a predicted model, not a curated record
UGUCUAACUAACUAGUUAACUGAGGCUUUGAGUAGAUAAAACAGUCAUACUUGCUCCUGCCAGCCCCGCGACGAUGGCGCGCCUAGAUCACGUGAUGCUACCACAUAGCCCUCAAAAAAGUACAGCGAAUUUGGCAAUCGCGCUAAGGACCCCUCCCCUUUGACUCAUCGGAAUCGCAACGAAGACCAGCGCGCGCUGUGCCAGACCUCUUCUGGUCGCUUCUUCAGUCAAUCUUGCACAAUGGCGGUCAUAUACAUCGACGAGGAGAGAGGCAUUGAUGCGCCUGAGACUCAGGGCACUGAGGCCGCGCCCUUCAAGAGUCUGCAGGAAGCAUACCUCGUGCGCGGGGCCGAUAACGAGUACCAGGUGAAGAAGAAGGGCGAGGAGGAGUACAAACCCGCGGCUAGCUCCGCUCUGAAGAAGGCCGUUAAAUACGCAGAUGUCCAGCGCAAGAAGCGUGAACAAGCGGCCAAGCAAGCCGAGAAGAAAGCGGAAGAAGAGGCUGCGCGUGAGGCUAUCCUGGAACAGGCCAAGAACAUCAAGAUUUCGGAGGACGAGUCGCUACCCAAGGCCGUUCUCAUCAACAUCGCAGAGACGGAUCCCAAGGUUAUCGGAAAACUGCGCAAGAACAAGGAUGAGCCCAAGGAGGGAGUUGUGCGCGUGCGAGUUCAGGGACGUGUCCAGCGUUUGGCCAAGCAGGGUGGACUUAUCUUCAUCACGCUGCGUCGUGGACUGAACCUGAUGCAGUGCUUGCUUUCCGGUCAGCUUUCUAAGACAUACGAUGCCCUGACCCUCACCCGUGAUACUUCGAUCGAGAUUUUUGGAGAGCUUUUUGAGGUCCCAGCUGGCGCUCACGCUCCUCUCAACCGAGAGCUGCACGCUGAUUACUUUAGAAUCAUCGCCAAAGCUCCUGGAGGAGAUGACGCUUUGGCGACCCGGGUGCCUGAGGACGGUGACCCCCACACACUGCUUAACCUGCGCCACCUUACUCUGCGUCAUGAUAAGCCCAGCGCUGUUAUGUACGUCCGUGACGUUCUGGAGUCUGCUUUCAACACUUCCUACAGAGAACUUGCGAUCAAGAAGGUCAGCCCGCCGGCUCUCGUGCAGACUCAAGUCGAGGGUGGUGCUACACUGUUCAAGCUCGACUACUAUGGUGAGACUGCCUACUUGACUCAGUCCAGCCAGCUUUACCUCGAGACUGUCCUUCCUGUUCUGGGAGACGUAUACUGCAUUGAAAAGUCUUUCCGUGCUGAGAAGUCCCUGACCCGUCGCCAUCUCUCUGAAUACACACACAUCGAAGCGGAACUCGACUUCAUCACCUUCGAUGACCUCCUCGCACAUCUCGAACACCUCAUCUGCCGGGUUAUCGAUUUGACAUUUGAGGACCCUGUCGCCGCUGAGCUUAUCAAGAAAUACAACCCCGAAUUUAAGAAGCCUGCCAGACCAUUCUUGAGGAUGCGGUAUGCGGAUGCCAUUAACUGGCUGGUUGAGCACGGUAUUAAGCGAGAGGACGGCAACGACCACGAAUUUGGUGAUGACAUUGCCGAAGCUGCCGAGCGCAAGAUGACCGACGAAAUCAACCGCCCUAUUUUCCUCACUCACUUCCCCGCGGAAAUCAAGUCUUUCUACAUGCAGAGAGCCGACGACGACAAGCGUGUUACAGAGUCUGUUGACGUCUUGAUGCCUGGUGUCGGUGAAGUGGUCGGAGGUAGUAUGAGAACCUGGGACUACGAUGAGCUCCUGGCCGCCUACAAGCGCGAGGGCAUCGACCCCAGCGGCUACUUCUGGUACUUGGACCAGAGAAAGUAUGGAUCCAGCCCUCACGGAGGUUACGGUUUCGGUGCUGAGAGAUUCCUGGCCUGGCUCAUGAAGCUCUGGACCGUCCGUGAAGCGUGCCUGUACCCGCGUUUCAUGGGCAGAUGCACCCCUUAAACGAACAAGGCAAGACAAAAAAAAAGCAAGAUGAACCAAAGGCACUACGAUGUUAUGAUGCUUAGAUAUGCGUUUAUCGAAAGAAAUAUUAGAAAGUUUCAAAACCCUUGCAUGGGGCCUUAUCGUCGAUGAAGUUGUCCUAUGACAUUUCCUUCCUUGACCGGAUUUCUUUUCGGGAUCCCAGGUCUCUGAUGUCGUAUUUUAUCAACAUACAGUAGUAAGACAUGCUACUAGGAACAGUAAGAUAUAUCAAUGUGAUUCAUGGUUGUAAUGUGCUGUGAUCCCUAGUUAGAA